AUGCUUCAGUAUAAAGCUUGGGCUGUCACUCUGAUCCUUCUCCUUGCAAAUACCCUUACUGGUAAGAUCUAAAGUGCUUUGAUCUGGCUUCAGAUAUGCUUUGCUUGCUGAAUAUAGGUUCCUGCUAUCACCAUACCCGGUUAUACUGUUGAACUAAACAGGAGUCAAAAAGUCAUUGGGAAAGGGGGGGAUAAUCUAGAGUUCUUAGUGUAUUCUACAGCUCAAAGUCAAAUAAUUGCAACUCCAAAUACUCCACUGUCCUUAGACAUUGGAGAGAGUAUUUAUUAUUAAAUCUGUCAAAUGAUUAAUUACUUUAAAAAUGUAGUUAUUCAUCCAGUAGGCUGAUUCAUUUAGGUACUGAAAGGGCCAUGUUGCAUUUCUUUUCAUCAGAUAUUGUGCAUUAGAUGAAUGCUGUAUCUUGCCAUCCUAUACAAGAUGAAACCCUAGUUCCAGGGUUUUGCUUAUGUGGAGGUUUUCUCAUAGACUGACAGACACGCCCAGUUGAUUGGGGCAACUGGUUUGAGUACAAUCUUUAACUCACAGCUAAUAAAUUAAAGCUCAUGGCUUUAAAUUCUCACCCCCACCCUUCGCUCAGAAACAAAUUCUGCAUAAUAGCAGAUUCAGAAAUGUCGUAGUACAAGGGAUCUAUCAUUCCUCCUGCCUAUGCUAUUUACAGAUCUUGACAAUGCUGUGUAAACAUGUCUGUGUACACACACACACAUACCCAAUAUAUGUGCCUUGCUUCUGAGUUCUUAGGCAAUACCUGUAUCCAGCUGGACACUAAAUUACAGAAGAGAAUUUAAAUUCAUUUUCCCCUCCCCUCCCCUCCCCUCUCUAGAAGUUGAUGCUAAAGCCAUCUCAAAGAGGCAUGUCCGUAAUGAUUGGAUGGUCAUACCUGACGCAGUUGCAUUUUAUGUGUUUGAUGCUGUGAACAAAGUGUCUCCUAAAACUGCUGAGUCCUUGUAUGGUGCUUUCCAGAAUCCAAUCAUUCUUGAGACAAGGUAUGUAUGGUGAUGAUGACACAUUUUUGUCAUUGGUGGUGGUGGUUCAAUUGUGGAGGUUCAAGCUACAGGAACAAGAUUAUAGAAAUAAACCAGCUUUACAGAGAAAAUAUGUACUUGGGAUAUAUGUCUCUGCCACUAAAGUGUGGACAACGUGUGUUUGUACUGGACUGGUUUACAAAAAAAUGCUAUAUGUGUGAACUUUUCUCUUUCAGCAUUGCACUGCUUUUGGCUAAGAGUAUUGGCAAACUCCAGUGGGUGGUAUAAUUGGUAGCAUAUUGGCAGAGAUGGGAUUCACCCGCUGUGUGUUUUGCCCAACCUGGGAGGCCAGGUACAACCUAGAACCUGCAAAGCACUUGAAAGUAGGGAUGGGGGACAAAUUCAAUUCAGUUUAAAUUUAAAACCAAACCUAUCAAAUCCACACUUUCCAGAACAGUGCAGAAUGCAAACCUUCAAAAUUCCCAUUUUGCCAUUCUCCAACCAACCAGUGCCUACAAAAAUGCAUAUCUCAGGGGAAAGUGUGCAUAAGAAUGAAGGUAUUAGUGAAAAUAACAUACAAAAAAUGUGUUAUAUUAGGGGAAAUUGCUUCCAAAAAUGUGUGCAUUAGUCAAAACUACACAUAAAAAAUGUAUGUGUUGGGCUAAAUUUUCACUAAAUUGCCGGUGAAUUUUCAUUAGUUAUUUUUUUAAAAAAUGCUGCAGAAAUGUGGAGAACUGAAUUUAAGAUUGGAAAAAUGAGAAGUUGAGACAACUGCAGUUAGCAGGUCCUUCCAUCCAUACCAGAAUGGGUUUCAUAUGAAUGCCUGCUACCUUCUCCCACCCCCACCCCAUCUUAAGGCUGCUACCAGAUGCAGACAAGGAUGGCUCAAACAAGAGCCUCCUCCCUUGCAUUUUUUUCCAGCCUGGUGAAGAGUUAUAGUGAACAUAAAAGCUUAUUGUGGCAUUCUGGUUGGCUUAAUAAAGGAUAAGAGCUGUAGAAUUUCCUGGGAGCUCUGAAGAACAUGGGUGGCCCUCUAUAAACCGAAUGAGGGAGCAAUAUAUCUUGGGAGGGUUCAGGUUGUGAAGCUUCCACCCAUGUCCAGCCUAUAUAUGUGUGAACCAUAAGCCCUGCAUCGCAAAAAUGCCACAAGCCUCCAGUGUCUUCCUCCCAAAGGAAACAGAUUUAGGGUACGCGGUGAAUCCCUGGAGUUCUCAACACUCAGAAAAACGAGGAAAGCAUAAAAAUACUGUGUAUGAAAUGUCGUCUAGCAUCUCAUCAUUACAGGUUUCUAUUUCCUUGCAGGAACUUCUUGAUAAAGACAACAACUGAAAUCAAUCGAGCAUUUCAACAACUGCUGGAGAAUAUAAAUGGUUUAUGGACAAAGGAAGAAGCAGAACCAGCACAGCACUAG
Podarcis lilfordi (Lilford's wall lizard) is the source of this 2391-nucleotide messenger RNA. NCBI's taxonomy places the organism in Eukaryota, Metazoa, Chordata, Lepidosauria, Squamata, Lacertidae. The record is from the annotation of a GenBank genome assembly.